AUGUCCAAGAAAAGAAAGACUCGAGGCCCCACACGAUCCUUUGAUGUUUGGAAAAUGCGUGAAGGUCAACGGAUUUCUAUUUCCGUCAACGAUCUAGGGCAGCCUGAUUGUGACAAUGCUAGUAAGCUGACAAAUUUCAUAGGGACAAUAGCACGUAAUGGGGUAUAUGCUCCCCUUACAUUUAAUGAUUGGAGGGCGGUGCCAAAUGCGAAGAAAGAUGAUAUGUGGGGGCUUGUCACGUCCAAGUUUGAGUUUGACGGUAAUGCUAAGGCUUGGGUGCUGAAGUCACUUGGUAAAAAAUGGAGGGAAUGGAAGGGUAAGUUGAAGAAACUCCACUACUCUUCUCAUGAGACUGAUGAGGAGCGGCUCGUAGAUCUUGAUGAGUGGGUCCAAGAGUGCGAUAGAAUUUCUUGUUUAAGGAGAGAUGGAUUGAACUAA
This is a messenger RNA of Magnolia sinica, 438 nucleotides long. RefSeq lists its product as uncharacterized. The record is from RefSeq and is a predicted model, not a curated record. The coding region runs from base 1 to 438 and encodes 145 amino acids. Lineage: Eukaryota; Viridiplantae; Streptophyta; Magnoliopsida; Magnoliales; Magnoliaceae. The transcript is spliced from 3 exons.